Messenger RNA from Podospora anserina S mat+, 1389 nucleotides. RefSeq lists its product as uncharacterized. The transcript has a single exon. The coding region runs from base 1 to 1389 and encodes 462 amino acids. The record is from RefSeq and is a predicted model, not a curated record. NCBI's taxonomy places the organism in Eukaryota, Fungi, Ascomycota, Sordariomycetes, Sordariales, Podosporaceae.
AUGCGGCGAGCAAGUCGAGCUCCAGAUCGACCUGGAGCAAAUGCCCGAGAUGCUCCAGUUUUACUCCAAGACCUCUUACCUCAUGCUUCAGCUGCCACCCCGUAUUCCCCCAACAUUGACUCAAAUCAUCACAACGACCCAUUACCACCAUCUCCAUUAAUCCCAAACACCACGAGCAACAUCCCGACCUCCCCACCAAACAUUCAACAUAAUCCAGCGGCACCAACAACACCAGUCCCACCACCGACAACCCCUCCUCAACCACCUCUCACCAACUCCGCAACCCCUCAAACUCCCGUCACUUCCCCAAUCUCAACCAUUCCCAACCAGCAACCAUCCAACCCAUCUUCCACCACCUUCACUCCUUCCUCCCCAACCCUCUCAACCCGUCUCACCAAACUCCUCACUCGGCUAUCAACCCUCCCAACACCCCCCGUCAUCACCCACCUCCAUAAACACCUCAAAGCCCCCACCAUCCUCCUCAUCACCCUCCUCCUCUUCAUCUUCGUCACCCUCAUCUCCUGGCAAGCCCACAACCUCGACUGGCCCCUCGCCAGAAUCCCGAUCCCCUCCGGCAUUCUCCUCCUGACAAUAGUAGCCAAGUUCACAGACUGGGCACUCGCCGGCGUAACCGACGACGCCUGGGAACGACUGCAAUGGGGUCCAUUACUGCAGCAAGGCCGAGGGAACAUGUUGACGUUCCUGGUGAUGGGUUCCGGGUUCGGGAGCUGGUGGAGGGUGUUAUUUUCUUCUGGGGUGCAGCCGGGAGAGGAGACGAAGUUGAUGAGGCUGAGGAGGUUAGUCAGGACGAAAUGGAAAUGGCGGCCUCGAUUCAGCGCUCGGUUCUGGAGUUUCAUCCGCAUCUUCGUUUGGUUGUUUGUCCAAUUCCCAGGCUUGAUUCUCAUGGCCAUGAUCGAGAACAAAGACUCCUUCCGCCCAACAGCAUGGGCAGACGUCACCGGUGGGUUGGGGGCGUUCAACGUGAGCGCGGGUUGGUUCCAGCCUGGUGACCCAUCCACUUAUCGACAGGUUUUUGGUAUCCUUCAAGACCCAACCAUCACGGUGACUACCACGCCAAUAGGUGAGGAAUGUAGUCGGGAGGAUAGCUGUCAGUCGUACAUCUUGUCCGGGGGGACAACCCUUGUUCAGCCUUGGGCUUUUGUACCGCGGCAAUUGACUGACAACCACGCCUAUGUAAUUGAGAACGCGCCGGCGUAUCAAAUCGAUGGCUGGGAGACCUCGUUCAACCAUUCGUUGCCGUAUGCCUCCUGGACUGACGACCAGUGUCGGGUGUUCACCUCUCAAAGCCCGCUGGGUGCGGUUGAUGGCUCGCUUCAAAUUUGUGUGAAGAACGAUGGAGAUGAUGGACGGUUGUUGGCAGGUGAGUAG